AUGCGCGUCUACUUGUAUUCCGCUCUUGUUGGCGCGGCAGCCGCUAACGGAGCUAGCGAUGCCGUUCUCGCAAUCGUAAACUCCCUUUCUCGAGGGUCUCCCGCCCCUGCUGCUGCAGUAGCGCCUCCUACUAACGAAAAAGUGGUAGAAAUCCAGAAGGCCUUGACAGAGGGCGCCAUGGCUUUUGCGCAGGCUUCUGCCUUUGCGCAGUCUGCUGGUCUUAGUGAAGGAGCUGCGGCUGCGUCGGGACUGGGUGGAGCGCCGGUCUCCGGAUCGAGUACGGGGGCAGCAUCGUUUCUUUCUCGAGGCUUGGACUCUACGCAGAUGAUGGCGAUUGCUAGCAACGUUAUGGGCUCGGUUAAGGUGAAGUCUGCUCGUUCUUGCGGCACUGGAAUCCCGAGUGGUGCUUGCCCUAAGUCUUGGUCGGCAGGCGCAAACGGAGUCUGCACACCGACGGCAGGCGGAUCUUACACAGGCUACUGCGCUGGAAUUCCAAUGGGCCUCUCCGCUGUCGAAGCUGAAGAAAUGGAAAUCUUCUGUGGCGUUUGCUAUAUGUAG
Messenger RNA from Amoebophrya sp. A25, 558 nucleotides. Lineage: Eukaryota; Dinophyceae; Syndiniales; Amoebophryaceae. The record is from the annotation of a GenBank genome assembly.